This is a messenger RNA of Notothenia coriiceps (black rockcod), 773 nucleotides long. Its product is annotated as transmembrane protein 101. The transcript has a single exon. The record is from RefSeq and is a predicted model, not a curated record. Gene Ontology annotation, biological process: positive regulation of canonical NF-kappaB signal transduction. NCBI's taxonomy places the organism in Eukaryota, Metazoa, Chordata, Actinopteri, Perciformes, Nototheniidae. The annotation marks the transcript as partial.
GUGUACUCCCUUCAGAACAGCAAAGAGGACAGAAUGGCCUAUGUGGAGCACAUCGUGGGGGGGGAGAUCACGCUGACCCUGCUGGAGGUUCUGUUCGGGGUGCUGGCUCUGGCCUUCCUCUCCGGCUGGUACAUCCGCCUGGCGGCUCAGGUCCUGGCCGUGGUGUUGCCCCUGGUGAUCCUGCUCAUCGACGGCAACCUAGGCUACUGGCACAACUCUCGCAAGGUGGAGUUCUGGAACCAGAUGAAGCUGAUCGGGCACAAUGUGGGUAUCUUCGGCGCUGUGCUGAUCCUGGCCACUGACGGUUGAACCCUCUGGGCUCUCACAGAUAACUUUAACAGACCCAGGUGUCUGAGGGGACUGUUGGCUUUACGCAGCAGCCCGACUUGAUACCCAAAGCUGCCGCCGCUCUGCGACCUCAGGGCUCAAACACUCCAGGCUGAGACUGUUGGAUGUAAGCAGCGUCAGUUGUCUUUGCCUACCAGUUGCGUAUUUUUGCUUUUGCAAGAAAAAGAAAAAACACAGGCUACCUUUUUCGCAAUUUAAUUAUUUAUUCAGAUCCAUGUUUACAUUUCUGUCUGUUAUGCUCUGAAACAUGACACUGAGUAUUGUUGUAUUUACUGAGAAAAUACCUUCUACAAAGAAGGUAGUCUUAAAUGGUAUAAUAUUUACAAGAUAUGGGUUUGCGAAUAAAGGGAAACUUAAAUUAUACUUAUGUUGCUUUUUAUAAUGGAAUGGGGUUUUGUUUAUUUGUAAUAAACAGUGUUUUUGAA